UUAGUAUCUGUGAUAAUACCAAAGCAGAAGAAGACGCACGGAGCUUCUCGAAAAUGUCUGAAUAUGCGACAGCCCAGAAGAGCGCUCUGAAAUUGAAAGGUAUAGGAACCAUAUCAGCUGGAAAAAAGAAGAAGAAGAAGGAUAAAGAGAGUAAGCAUCGCUUGGAGCAAGUUGUGACCAAUCAGAAUGAUGAGGAGGUGCAAACUAAGAAAGCCUACAUCGACAAAAGGACCCCAGCACAGAUUGCUUUUGACAAAAUGCAAGAAAAAAGGCAAAUGGAGAGGAUUUUGAACAAAGCAUCAAAGACGCACAAGCACAGAGUUGAGGAUUUUAAUCGCCAUCUGGAUAACCUGACAGAACAUUAUGAUAUUCCCAAGGUCAGCUGGACCAAAUAGAAGGAGCCAGUGCUUGGUUUAUUGAACAUUAUGCUUUUUUUUUUUUUUUUUAGAUAGAAUCUUUCAUUUGCUUUGUUUAUAUGUUUAUAUGAGAUGAGUUGGCUUUGCAUUCAUUUGUUUUGUUCUAAGUUGUGAUAUGUACAAUAAAGGAUUUGAGUAAAGACA
Messenger RNA from Cheilinus undulatus (humphead wrasse), 560 nucleotides. RefSeq names its product family with sequence similarity 32 member A (gene fam32a). The transcript is spliced from 4 exons. Bases 54 to 395 code for a protein of 113 amino acids. Lineage: Eukaryota; Metazoa; Chordata; Actinopteri; Labriformes; Labridae. Gene Ontology annotation, cellular component: nucleolus. The record is from RefSeq and is a predicted model, not a curated record.